AUGAGAGGUGAAGUUCUUGAGAAGAUUGACGGAUAUGAGGAGAAGAAGGAAACGAGGAAAGAGAAGAAAGGGGAAGAAGAGGAGAGGCAGGAGUACAAGGAGGAGGAGGAGAGGAGAAAAAGGAAGGAAGGUAGGGAAGAAGAAGGGGAAGGAAAGGAAGAAGAGGAGGAGGAGGCGAAGGAGAAAAAUAGAGAAGAAGAAGAAGAAGAAGAAGAAGAAGAAGAAGAAGAAGAAGGGGGGAAGGGGAAGAAGAAGGGGAAGAAGUAUAGAAUGAGGAAAGAGAAGAAAGGGGAAGAAGAGGAG
Molecule: messenger RNA, 303 nt
Organism: Anolis carolinensis (green anole)
Lineage: Eukaryota; Metazoa; Chordata; Lepidosauria; Squamata; Anolidae
Product: cilia- and flagella-associated protein 251-like
Exons: 3
Source: RefSeq, a predicted model, not a curated record